Messenger RNA from Eleginops maclovinus (Patagonian blennie), 3598 nucleotides. RefSeq names its product dapper homolog 3-like. Gene Ontology annotation, biological process: negative regulation of canonical Wnt signaling pathway. The transcript has 3 exons. The record is from RefSeq and is a predicted model, not a curated record. NCBI's taxonomy places the organism in Eukaryota, Metazoa, Chordata, Actinopteri, Perciformes, Eleginopidae. Bases 149 to 2194 code for a protein of 681 amino acids. Gene Ontology annotation, cellular component: cytoplasm.
GUCCUCCAGCGGUGAGUCCAGCAUCUGAACGCUCAGUGCUGCAGCUCCACUGCGGGAUCCGGAGAGUCAGAAGAGUGAAGUAGGAUUAUAGAGGAUUUAUUUAGCCUACCCUUGUUGGGUAACAGUGAGAGUAAAACUGGAGGUGAGGAUGUCUUUACAGAAGCUUCCAGGCUCUUUUGGAGUCCUGUUCCCAGCGUACUCUCUGCCCAUGAAAGCGGAGCGCAGUCGGAAUAAGGAGAGGCUGGAGGCCAGUCUGGCCGGCUUGUGUGAGCUGGAGCUCCUUAAACAGAGGCAGGAAUGCCGGGUGUUGAGCGCUCUCUGCCUGGGGGACUCUCCGGUUCCCGAGCGUCCGCCUUGGGGAGCCCUGCGGUCGGCACGCUGCGCCUUGGACGCACCAAGCGGCAGCGCGUCGGAGGACUUCAGCCUCCAAACUAGCAGUCUGCAAUGGGGUAUGAAGGCGUCUUUAGAACAGCAGGUGGCAGAGCUGAAGGUCAACACGGAGGUCCACUCAACAGAUUCCCAUACUGAUCCACAGGAAGACAGCCAACUGAUUUCAGGAGAGGUUCUUGCAGCCCGGAAAAAUGGAUCUCCUGAAUCAAAUUACCAUCCUUUGAUCCCUCGUUCCCUAUCAGCACCUGAAGGGACAGGGGAGACAGAGAGAGGAGAGACAUGGCUGCCAGACUCAACAAGAUGGGCCAUGGUUAAUGAUGCUUUGGGGCAGAUGAAGGAUGUUGACCCGAGUCAGGAAGAUUAUCAACAAGCCCAAAAAGUUGAGACCUAUAUAUUUGGAUUGGUCCAACGCAGAGCUCUACCCUCACGCUCCUCAAAACCCCGAACCAGUCUGGCACAUGAUGCCCGAGCUGUUAGUGUGGGGAGGCAGAGUAGUUUAUGCCGCAAGGAGGAGCAACAUUCACCGAAGCAGGUUUCUGUUCAAGAGAUCACUUCUCCGUCCCAGAGUACAGAUGCUCCACAGGACUGCCAUAACUUCGACCAGGAGCCUUACCUAGGGACAGGGUUUACUGAAGAUGUCCCAGCCCCGUACCACCAGCAUCUACAGCCAAGUAUCCAGCAUCAACCAGGACUUUAUCACAGGUCAAGACAGACAUCAAUGAUGAACACCUCCCGCUCAACAUUGCUGGACUAUCCAUCUUGCAGAGUGCUUCAACCCCACCCAGACUCCAGCAAUAGUGAACCUGAUUCACCCCAACAUUUUCACAACUACCCUUCCCCUCCAGCUCUGUUAAAGCCUCACCAACCGUCUGAUGAGCAGCUGGUCAAUGCAGAGUAUAUCCCAGCCCAGCCUUGCAGAGCUUCCACCAGAGCUUAUGCCCAUCAUCAUUCAAACCCCCACAAGGUGUCCAUGCUGCCCAAACCCAAUCGAAGCACGUAUUCUCCAGAAAGAAGCCAUCAUCAUCAAGACCAACAGCCCACAGCAUCCCAGAUUCAACCCUCAAGAUCUAGAGCGGGCCCAAAGAAGUGUCGCUCGAAUGAGGACAGAAAUGGUGUCAGCAGGAAGCCAGGGAAGAAGGCAUGUAGGUCUCAGUCAGAGAACAGCCUGCAAAGGGUUCCAGAACGCAAGUACAAUACAGUGGAGAGGGACGGUGGAGGAAGUGGAAGCGGUGGAAGGGGAAGCCGCAGUAGUCAAUCAAGGAGCAAGAAACAACAGCAAGGAGGGAGUGGCUGUCGGCGCUGGCAGUCCACCUUGGAACUCAGCCAAGACGAGGCUGAGCAGCCACCCAUGCAGGCACCCAUGCAAGGCUCUUCAGCUUCAAACCAAAGGGACCAUUGUGCAAGGCGACCGCGUAAAUCUCGCCCCACUCAUGCAUCGCAUAUCUACCCACAGCACCCCCACUCCCAUCCUCAUCAUCACAUGGAGUACCAGAUAGAAAGGGAUCUAGUGCCGCCGUGUCAGCCCAGUGAGGACUACCCUCACCCACGUCAGGGAGAGUCUGAGUCCAGCAUGAGCGAGGCUGACUCUCCUGAUUCCAGUACUUUGUCCAGUGACUCAGAUGAGAGUGGUGGUCUGGUUUGGCCACAACAACUACCCCCUCAACUUUCCGUCCCAUCACCUUCUGCCCAACUGGGGGCACCUCUGCAGCCCAAGGCUUUUGUCAAGAUUAAGGCGUCACAUGCCCUUAAGAAGAAGAUCCUGCGCUUUCGCACUGGCUCAUUGAAAGUAAUGACCACUGUUUAAAGUGACAUACUGGCAAGACAGAACUGGGCUUUGUAAAAUAUAGAACAAUACUCCACAAACUACAGUGAAUAAAAAACAUUGCAGUUAUAAGAUCUUAGUUGUAAAAUUGUAAGGAUGUUUGAUGACAAGCAAUGAAGUAAAUGGCCAUUACCAUUUCAUCUGCUGUUUUAAAAUAGGAUAUUAAAUGUUAUUUCCGUGUUACAUCAUACAAAAACUAUUGGAUGAUUCAUGUUUUGUCAAGGUGUACCAUAUUUGGCCAUAUUGGCCCUCUUAAUAUCCUGACACAUCAGCAUGCACACACACGAUAGCCCUCAUAGUCCAUGCUGCCAUUGUCUUUGAAGUCAGCCCAAUACAUUAUAAGCGACACUGGGCCUAUUACAAGAAUGUUUUAUGUCCUGGACUCUUCUGACAUGGUACGGCAUGUUCAUAGAGGAAUCCAAGUCAGAUCCUCCGAACUUGCUUAACCGCACAAAUCAUUUGAUAAAAUCUGACAAAUGCCACCUGUAGUAGUUGUGCAUCAGUCGGAUUGUAUCAUUAGCGUUGUAUCAUUAGCUUUACCAACACUUUGCUAUUCACAGGUAGGUGUUCUUUAAAAGAAUAUGUAGCCAGGUGUUCAACCUCUUUCAAAGAAGAGCCCUUUCUUAGGAAAACCAUUACAAACUGUUGGAAACCUAUUAGUGAAAAUACGGUUUGCUAAAAACCGGCCACCGCUUUCUUUUAUUAGGACUGUGAAAUCCUCUUUUAUUGAUGAAAUGAUGCAAAGCUGUUAUUAUUGAAUUAUUAAGUCAUAUUUCAGUUAAAUAGGAACAUAUCUCAAGACAAACAACCAAAGGUUAGUGCUUUUUACAUGUUUUUUCAUUUACCCACAGCUAAUAAAUAAAGUGUGGGUGGUAGUAAAUGCUUCUGUAAGGAGAAGUGAUUGCAGUAAAUAAAGAGUUGUUGUUUAGGAGAGGAUUGUUACAAUGUGCUUGCGAGACAUUUUGUCUGGAAAUGUGUGGUUUAGACAGUAAAUCUCAAUGUAGCAAUAAACAACUUGGGCUGAAAAGAAGUAUAUAAAUCGUCAACAUUUUACUGUAGCGGCUGUCAGAAGCCAACAAGACACCACAGCUACAAGUUUUAUAUUGUCUUUGAAAUGUUUUGGAGGGAUCAAAUGUUUCACUAACAGACUCAAGUAUUCAAAGCAAAUUGCAGUUUUGUAUUGUUAAUAUGUUAAUAGGAGGGUACUUGAGCAAAUACAAUGUGUCUGCCCAAAGAAUGUAAUGUUAUUAAGUGACUUUCACUAUUUGACAGUAUUAUCAUUUUAAGUGCACUAGCCAACUAACUACAGUAUUAGCUUCUCUUUGUAUGAAAUGUGUUUGACAAAAUGCAGUAUAUGGAAUUAAAAUGUUUGUUUUUAAAAAUACA